AUGCCAACACAUUCAACAUCAAAAGUUCAGUCAGCCAAAAAAAUAAAACAUCCAACUUAUCUUGAUAAAACAGCACAAUUAUUCUUUUUUACUGAAAUGUUAAGAGGCAUGUGGGUAGUACUAGAGCAGUUUUUCAGACCUCCUUAUACAAUUUUUUAUCCCUAUGAAAAAGGACCAUUGAGCCCUAGGUUUAGAGGUGAACAUGCUCUAAGAAGAUAUCCUACAGUUGAUGCAAUCGUUGAAGGGCCUAAUUUUGAGUAUUCAACAGAAACGCGUGAGGAAUUAUUAUACAACAAAGAGAAACUUCUUGCCAAUGGUGACAAAUGGGAACCUGAGAUUGCAAAAAACUUGCAAGCGAAUUCAUAUUAUGU
This is a messenger RNA of Racocetra fulgida, 371 nucleotides long. Lineage: Eukaryota; Fungi; Glomeromycota; Glomeromycetes; Diversisporales; Gigasporaceae. The record is from the annotation of a GenBank genome assembly.